Molecule: messenger RNA, 795 nt
Organism: Geodia barretti
Lineage: Eukaryota; Metazoa; Porifera; Demospongiae; Tetractinellida; Geodiidae
Source: the annotation of a GenBank genome assembly
AUGGGAAAAGUAAUCGUAGUGACAUCAGGAAAGGGAGGUGUCGGAAAAACAACCUCUACAGCGAAUUUAGGGACAGCACUUGCCCUCCUCGGUAAAACCGUCGCAGUUGUUGAUGCAGAUGUCGGGCUUCGGAAUCUCGAUAUCGUGAUGGGGCUUGAGAGCCGGAUUGUUUAUACCUCAAUGGAUGUCAUCGAAAAACAGUGUGAACUUAGUAAAGCACUCGUUAGAGAUCGGCGUGUUGACGGGCUGAUGCUGCUCGCAGCCUCACAGAAAAACAACAAAGACGAUAUCCAACCAGAACAGAUGAAAGCCAUCUAUGACAAGCUGCGAACAACACACGAUUUCGUUCUGGUUGACUCGCCCGCUGGCAUUGAACGCGGUUUCAGCAAUGCUUCCGCUGGUGCAGACGAAGCUAUCGUUGUUACAACACCAGAUGUUUCUGCUAUUCGUGAUGCUGACAGGAUUAUCGGGUUGUUGCAAAAUGCAAGGGUUGAACCGAUCAACCUUGUCUUAAAUCGCUUCUCUCCACAACUUGUAGGAAAUGGAAGCAUGAUGGAUCAAGCGGACGUAUUGGAUAUCCUCAAUAUUGACCUCAUCGGCGUUGUUCCAGAAGACACGGGGAUAAUCACCUCUACAAAUCGCGGGAUUCCUCUCGUGUAUGAAGAUGCCUCACCUGGGGCUCAGGCGUAUAUGCGUAUUGCCCGGCGACUGACUGGACAACGCAUCCCGAUUCAUGAUUUUGAGCAGAAAGGCGUAUUCAAUAAUAUCCUAAACUGGUUCACGAGAAAGAGAUAA